Perkinsus marinus ATCC 50983 is the source of this 759-nucleotide messenger RNA. RefSeq lists its product as hypothetical. The transcript is spliced from 2 exons. The coding region runs from base 40 to 759 and encodes 239 amino acids. NCBI's taxonomy places the organism in Eukaryota, Perkinsozoa, Perkinsida, Perkinsidae. The record is from RefSeq and is a predicted model, not a curated record.
UCAACUUUAAUCUCUGUUCCAUAUAACUUUUCCCUGUAAAUGAUCCACAUUAUGUUCUUCUUCCUCAUCCCCUUCAUAGGGAUAAACUACUGCGUCGAUGCCCUCAAGGCAAGUAAUGCCCGUUUCACGGCUACCACCACCAAGUACUGUAACAAGGACCUCCUUGACGCGGACGGUAACCCCGCACCUUGCGGCAAGUCCAUGGCUAGAGAGACUUAUGGCCUCACGCUUCCCGGCAUGGAAGAUGGUAGCCUAACUACGAGGGAAGAUGUUAUCGUCACUGAGGAGGGUCAGGUUAGAGUCGAGGCCUCCCCCAACCACCCCUAUCAGUAUAUGAUGUAUGUUGAAACCCCUGAGAUGCACAAGGUCGAUCAAAUAUUCAUGAAUACAGCCCGUACUGUCCUCGAGGAGACUCGUCCUUCUCAUCGCAUGCUCACUGCGGCGACACAGAACACCCAGAGCCUUGAGGAUAAUGGGUGGAUCAAGGAGGGCAUCGAAUCACUCGACGGUGGCUCGUAUACCAAGUGGUCUCAUCAUGGCCCUGAAGGAGUGGACCCAAAGGAUGGCACCAACUACACUGCCAUUUAUCAGACUGGUCUCCAGCCCAACGUCUGGGUCCUCUAUACUGACGAGUCUGCUAACAAGCCCUAUAAACUAUUAGCCAUCAACACAUAUAAGAACGGCAAAGCUAUCAAUUCAGCUGAUAAGGAAGUCACCUUCGCGGACAGGGACAUCAAUUUAGCGAUGAAGGUUGAAUAA